CACUGUGUAUAUUUUUAAGACCCUUUUACUAUUUUUUAUUUAUUUUUAUUAUUAAGAUCUUUUGUUUUAGAUACUCAAAGCUCUCUAUUAGGGUUGCUCUUAGACUUCUAAACCUAUAAACACGACACUGCAUUAAACACGACAUAUAGUAUAAUAAAUAUAUUUGGGAUAUACAGUAUACUUAAUUAUACAGGAUUUUGAUGAGUUAAACAUACUGGACGAAAGUUAAUUAGCUCGCUGGCUGAAUCUCCACUGUCAGUAUGCCACCACAGGUCUCCCUUUGAUGAGUUCGAUCUCCCAUGUUGGAGUUGAAGAAGUGUGGUCUCAGUCUCUCAGACCACACGAGUAGCAUACAAAAACAAAAAAAAAAAAAAAAAAAAAAUACUGUAUCCACAAAAUGUUUCUUUUGAACUCAACUGAUAAUAAUUAAUAGAUCGGGUGUCCAUAUAUUACCCUUAAGAGUUGUCUUACAUCACAUGUGAUGAUGUUGAUGUGAAUAGGCGUAUCAUCCGCGUAUAUUAACUAUAAUAUAAUAAUUGAAUUUCUAAUAAAAACAGAUGAUUUUGUUGUGCUAUUAUCUAUCUACUCUGGAGAUUUCCUGAUGAAGAAAACACCAGCAAAGUCAUUAUAAAAUUCGACCGUCCAUUUGAAGACGUACACGUCUUUAUGGUCAAACACCAUUCACCUAACUUCCUAGAAAACCACGUAAUUAAACAGUGCAUAUGCCUAAUUACUCAUAUGCAACCCCAAUCAGUUAAUAGACUUAGUAAAAUUCUAGGCUCUUACCAUAUCAAUUCUCUUUAAAUUUGGACACGUCUUCCCCUCUUUCUCCCUCUCUCUCCCUCUAUAAAAUAACUUUCAAAGCUUGCCUCUUACGGAGAAAAAGUGCAUGCAGAGACAAUGGGCAAUACGAAUUCGUUGUGUGGGAGUAAAAGGUUUCCCAACUACGAGAAAGCCCCGGUGGGUUCUUUUGGCAACAACUCAUCUCACGAUGGUAUAAAAACAAUUGAAACUGUUAAGAAUUGUAGUUUUCUUAGAAAAUCAGAUCUAUGUAUCCGUAUCAUCACAUGGAACAUGAAUGGAAAGGUUUCAUAUGAGGAUUUGGUUGAGCUUGUUGGCAAAGACAGAAAGUUCGAUUUGCUUGUCGUUGGCUUGCAAGAGGCUCCCAAAACCAAUAUUGCUCAACUUUUGCAGACAGCUUUAUCUCCAACUCACGUGCUUCUUGGGAAGGCGAAAUUGCAAUCGAUCCAGCUAUACUUGCUUGGGCCAAAGAAUUCACAAACAUUAGUAAAAGAACUAAAGGCAGAGAGACAUUCAGUUGGAGGAUGUGGAGGUCUAAUUGGAAGAAAGAAAGGAGCCGUCGCUAUUCGUAUUAACUACGAUGACAUCAUAAUGGUUUUCAUCUCUUGUCAUCUCUCCGCUCACGCAAAUAAAGUAGAUAAAAGAAAUGAGGAGUUGAGACACAUAUCAAAUUCACUUUUAUCAAGAGACAAAAGGACACGUGACCUCACUGUUUGGCUUGGAGAUCUUAAUUAUAGAAUCCAAGAUGUCCCUAACCGUCCUGUUCGAUCCCUUAUACAUAACCAUCUUCAAUCUGUUCUUGUGAGUAAAGAUCAGCUCUUGCAAGAAGCUGAGAGAGGCGAAAUAUUCGAAGGUUACUGCGAAGGAACUCUAGGGUUUAAACCAACUUACAAAUACAAUGUGGGAAGCAGCAACUACGAUACAAGCCAUAAGGUGAGGAUUCCAGCUUGGACAGAUAGGAUCUUGUACAAGAUCCAAGAUACCGAAAAUAUUCAAGCGACUCUUUACUCUUAUGAUUCCAUAGACCAAGUCAAUGGUUCCGAUCAUAAGCCCGUGAAAGCGGAUCUUUCCUUGAAGUGGAUUGACAAUUAGACGAAUGAAUAAAGUAAAGGUUCAGAAGAUAUGCAAUGCUGCAUUGUUGGCUCGUUGCUAUCUUGAGAGUAAAUAGUAAGCAAUAUUUCGAGUUUUUUUGUUAAUUACUAGUAUUAAUAUUAUAUUCGUAUUUCUCAAUAUAACAAAUCGCAAGUUCGUAACUAUACUUCAAUAUAUAGCGCGUCUUUUUGAAAGUCUCGUAUAUGUGUCACAAGUUUCCUC
Messenger RNA from Thlaspi arvense, 2115 nucleotides. The record is from the annotation of a GenBank genome assembly. Lineage: Eukaryota; Viridiplantae; Streptophyta; Magnoliopsida; Brassicales; Brassicaceae.